Messenger RNA from Dendroctonus ponderosae (mountain pine beetle), 5337 nucleotides. RefSeq names its product latrophilin Cirl (gene Cirl). The transcript has 15 exons. Gene Ontology annotation, cellular component: membrane. Gene Ontology annotation, molecular function: G protein-coupled receptor activity; carbohydrate binding. The coding region runs from base 394 to 4317 and encodes 1307 amino acids. The record is from RefSeq and is a predicted model, not a curated record. Gene Ontology annotation, biological process: adenylate cyclase-activating G protein-coupled receptor signaling pathway; cell surface receptor signaling pathway; negative regulation of angiogenesis. Lineage: Eukaryota; Metazoa; Arthropoda; Insecta; Coleoptera; Curculionidae.
GUCGCUGGCAUCGUCAACGUUAGUAUGUGUAUUGAGUUGUUGAAGUUGGUCCGUCGAACCGAACAGCAAGCAAUUUGAGAAACAGAUACUCAAAGAUAAAUAAAAACAUUAAAACUCGUAAUCGACGGUGGUGACAAGACAUUGACGGUGAUUUUUCGAAAACGAUUCGGCUGUGAUUUUUUGAAAACCGCGUGGGUCGGCAAUUUCUGUCCACUUCUUAAUGGUAUUUACCAUAUCAAAGAUGCACCACGACCAGAACUGGAUUUAACGCGCUUUCUCGCGGGCACAAAUAAAUGAGUGCUGUGAAAAACUAUGAGAAGUGAAAUUCUUCGUUUUUGUUUCUUUCAACUUAUGGGGUAAAGUGCCACAAUACCCUUUAAGGGUGACGGUGUCAUGGCCUGGCAUGGAAAAAUUAGGCCUGGUUUAUUACUUUUGCUUUUUUCGUUCGUUGUUAUAUCGGAGGCGACGGCAAAAGCUUUGGAACAAUACCGGUAUGAAACAGCAUACGCGUGUGAAGGGAAAACAUUGAAAAUUGAAUGCAAGGAUGGUGAACUGAUUAAGCUGAUUAGAGCCAAUUAUGGGAGAUUUUCGAUAACAAUUUGCAACGACCACGGCAACACGGAUUGGAGCGUAAACUGCAUGUCUCCAAAGUCAUUGAGGGUACUUCAUGCCAGAUGUUCUUUCAAAUCUCAGUGUUCAAUUGAAGUGAGCAACGACGUUUUUGGAGACCCUUGCGUUGGAACACACAAAUAUAUUGAGGCGCAAUACGUUUGCGAAAAUGCGACUACAACUACAACAACAAGCCGUCCAAGUCCACCAUGGCUGAUAACAUCUCAGCCACCCAUGUGGAGUACCAUUAAAACUCAACCACCUCGUCCUGCGACUACAAAGGUUACCAUAAGUCCCCCGUCUCCCAUUCCUGGGCCAAUUCCCUCCGCGACUUCCGUCAAUGUGCCCACAUCUACCUCAAAAGGCUACCAAGACCUCCCUGUUGAUAACAGUGGAGGUGCGAAAGACCAUGAUGUUUGGAGUUGGGAACCGAAAGAACCCAAUAAAUUCGACAGUACUACGUUGCCUGUGGCAACAAUAACUCCCAAUGAGAAUUCCAGUAAAAGACUACCGACAUCAGAUGCCACGUCUACAUUCACAUACUCACCGUCGAUUCCCAGUAUUUAUCCCUGGCCAAAAGACUCUGAGUAUCUUCCUUACCAUUGUAAUUCAACAACAGUUAGAAAUAUAUUUUGGAAAAGUACCCAUGUGAAUGAGACAGCGAUUCAGCCUUGUCCUCCAGGUACCACUGGGUUUGCCAAGUGGCAUUGCUUGGAUGUGGCGUCUUCUAACUACCCAGAAUGGGUUCCAAUUAAUCCAGACUUGAGCGAAUGUCGAUCAGUCUGGCUUACCAGCCUCGAGCAAAGACUAGUCUUAGGCAAAGACCUGUUAAUGUCAAUCAUCCGAGAUUUGUCUACAGUAACUGGUAGCAAGACACUCUACGGUGGAGACAUGGCUAUUACGACCAAGAUUAUACAAAAAAUGACUGAAAAGAUGUCCCAAGACAUCCAAACGUUUCCCGACACCCGACAAAGGGAAGAAAUCGUGACGGAAAUGUUAGGAUACGUAACAAAGACUAGUAGUAAUCUCUUAGAUGCUACCCAGUAUUCUUCAUGGAGGGAUUUAAGCUAUAAGGAACAAAUGGGCGUCGCUACGUCGCUGCUCAUUGGACUGGAAGAAAACGCUUUUUUGUUAGCGGAUACUGUAACUAGUCAGAAAACUGUAAAUAGAAAGGAGAAAAACAUAUUGCUUUCUGUGAGAGUUUUGGAUACGAAAUUUUUAUCCGAUGAAACAUUUCCUUCUGAGGACAGAACUAGUAUCUGGAAUGCCAGCAGCGAUUCAAUAGAAUUGCCCAAAGAAGCUUUAUUGGAAAACAGCGAUGGUAAUCUUGUUCGGCUUGUUUUCGUCGCAUUCGACAGACUGGAAGAGAUUCUGCAGUGGCAGCCAGACAGUGCUGAUCAUGGAAAUAAUAUUACCAAAAUACUGAACAGUAAAGUAAUAUCAGCCAGCCUUGGAAAAGGGCGGCAUAUUCAGCUGAAAGAGCCUGUAAGACUGACCUUGAAACAUAUAAAAAUAGAGAAUGUCAGUAACCCAAAAUGCGUUUUUUGGGAUUACACUAUGAAUUCUUGGUCAGAAGAAGGCUGCCACGUGGACACGUCAGAUUCGAAUUAUACCCACACAGUGUGUUAUUGCGAUCAUCUGACUAACUUUGCAAUUCUGAUGGACGUUCAUGAUAUUUACCUCCCGAUAUCUCAUGAAAUUGCUCUUCAAGUGAUUACCUACGUGGGAUGUAUCAUAUCGAUUAUUUGUCUAAUACUUGCCAUUGUCACGUUUCAGUUAUUUCGCGGGCUCAAGAGCGACAGAACAACGAUACACUGUAACCUAUGUACAUGCCUCCUCAUAGCCGAAUUCGUAUUUUUGGUUGGAAUAAACCAAACCGAAAAUAAAAUUUCUUGUGGGAUUAUUGCUGGUGUUUUACAGUAUUUCUUCCUAUGUGCAUUCGUCUGGAUGUUCUUUGAAGGUUUUCAAUUAUACGUGAUGUUAAUUGAGGUAUUUGAGGUUGAAAAAUCGAGACUACGUUGGUACUAUAUAUUUGCAUAUGGCCUGCCAUUUUUAAUAGUAUUUGCAUCAGCAACAAUAUAUCCGCAGGGCUACGGUACAAUGAGGCAUUGUUGGCUAAGAACCGACAAUUACUUCAUCUAUACCUUCGUAGGGCCUGUCUUUCUAGUAAUGAUGCUGAAUGUCAUAUUUUUGACAAUGGCAAUAGUAAUGAUGUGCAGGCAUGCAAGCGCUUCUGUGUCCAUGAAAAAUAAAGAACAAUCCCGUCUUGCUAGCACGAGUGGAAAGGAAGAAAGUGCACUUCGAAUGAGAUUUGACUUGGCAUGGUUGAAAGGAGCUUUCGUUCUAGUUUUCCUACUAGGAUUGACUUGGAUUUUCGGAUUUUUAUACGUUAACCAGGAAUCAGUUGCGAUGGCGUAUUUGUUUGCCACUUUCAAUUCCUUCCAAGGCUUCUUUAUAUUCGUGUUCCAUUGCGUUCAGAAUGAAAAGGUGCGAAAAGAGUAUCGCAAAUUUAUUCGAAAGCAUUCCUGGCUGCCAAAGUGUCUUAGAUGUUCGAAGUCAAGCAGCGGCCCUGGUGGUAGCAGCAGUGGGAACAGUGGCAGCUGCACGACUUCAGGCGGCGCUGGCAAAGAAAGGAGACCCAGUCUAUAUGGUUCCAACGGGAACCCGUCGGGAGGAGCUAACACACAUAUAACGGACAAUUCCGUGUUAACUCCUCACGGAACAAGUUUGCAACGAGGUUGGAACUCCCAGAGCUGUACGAACGUGAAUCGGGCUUGUCGCACACCUGUACCCACAUCUACGUCGGCCAACAUGGCUGCUACUCUUUGUCGCCCCCCUCGUCUCACAGAUUCCGUUCCAUCUCCCGACCUAGAAGCCCCUAACACUUCCACGCUUCCUUACAUUCGCAAUUUCUAUAAAAACUCCACCGUUAAUCCUAACAUCCCUAAAUCGGUCUCAACUUGGGGUCCCUUGCACAAACCCUUACACUGGAAGAACAUUUCUUUUAAGUCGUACAGCCGUGAUUCUGGACAUGGAGGGUCGGAGCAAGAAGAAUCGCCUAGGUCACAUAUGAUUAUAGCAGAAGCACACCGUCACUCAUCUGCGCUAGCUAAGGAAGCGCCACGACAAGCCCCAAAUAGUCAACAGAGUGGUUUUUCGGAUUAUGGAAUGCGACAAGUUUCACAACAGGCCCACUGUGUUGCUACAGGAAGAAAGAAGCUGAAUUCUGCUAAACCUCAUCACUGGGGUCACCAUACAUAUACUGAAAUAUAUGACGGACAGAAUCCGAGAGGAUUGUUAACAGCAGAGGAUGAUCCUGUUUACGAGGAGAUUGAUCGAAAUGAAAUCCAAGUGAGCGAUAUGAGCGAUGAAGACGCAAAAAGGCAAAGCGACAUGAGUAGACAAAGUUCUAGAUCUUACGGAGACCAUAGACCAUUGAUUCCAUAUAGCCCAGGGGCGGAACGUAGCUUUCUGGAAGUUUUGAGCAACAAUAAAGAGUUGGAAAAUGCUUAUCGACUACGAUGCAACAACGUGGGACUUCCGUAUCAUACACCUCAAGAUGCUUCAGUGAGGUCAUUGGCAGCUGUGCUAGAUGGGGAGACUGUAGUGUGUCACUUAGAGCCUCAGGAGAUGUAUCCUCAUCAACAUUUAGAUGUUACUUACGUGUCUCGAACUUUAUCCCACCUUCCUCCUUAUAGUGAAAGUUAGAAACUGCCAUUCGCAAGUAAUUAUCUGUGAUUAUUGCAUGAUCAGACUGUUUGGUCAUAUUAAUUAAUAAUUUUGUUAGUAAGGCUCAGCUUGAAUGAAAGAAAGUGAUAAUUUUAUAUUAAUCAAGUAUUUUAUAAAAAAGAACUAGUAGGUAUGAGUUAUUCCAGUCAGCCUGUUAGGUUAUUUCGUGAUUCUCUAGGUAUAAAUGACAACUGUGUUGCUAAGGAUAAAGCAUGGUUAUUAUGUUAUAAUCUAACAAGCUUUAACACAAACAUUUUGCUUUCUUACUUCAACUCGUAUGGGUGUUACUUAAGUCUAUGACCUCUGUAAACCCAUGAGUAAAUAGUUUGCUAAAUUUAAAAGUGUUUUUCCUAAGCAACACCUGGUGUUCCAAAAGAAACGACUCGUUGCAAUAAGUUUCUUGUUUAUAUAAUCGUAGAGCUGAGUAAGCCCAUAUGCAUAUAUAGUUUCCGUAAAGUAUGUAAAAUUAUUGUAACUUUUAAAAAUUUGUUACUAAUAGGGACCUAAUCAAUGCACCUGUAAUAGUACUCUCCCUUAAUAAGUAAUUUUUGAUUGUCAAUUUAUAAAGUGUAAAUUUCCAGUCUUGACAAUUUAAAAAGUAGGAAAGCGGAUGAGAAAUUCCAGGUGUGUUAAUAUCGACUAUCUGAUCCACAGCAAUGUUAAAAUAGAAAAAAACUAUUAAUUGAUUUAUUCAUGUUGUUAAUGUACCUGCCGAGCUUCGAUGUCUAACCUGUUACCCUACUCGAGCAUUGACUAAAUGUAACAUGGACACCCUAUAUAAUGGCAUAUUUAAUUUAAUCGCAGUUAAUUAAUAUUGUUGGUAUUAUAGGUCCUUGAACAAAAGCAAUCCAAAUUUUUACAUAAUCUAAUUUUAGCGGGAAAUCAUUUUUCUUUAUUUAUUUGUAAAUAAAAUUUGUCUGUUUUAUUUCGUAGUGCUGUUUAAGUUAAGACUUAGCUAGCACGGUUUUGUAAAUAUUUAAAUAAAAUGGCAACUGCAAA